GAUUCUGCGUAAACAUGUCCCCUUCCUCUCCUCGUAGUUUAGGUUGGUUAUGCAAACGCAAUGAAGCUUUGCGCUUUAUGAAAAUGUGCUUUCUGCUCCACAACAGAAGGAAAAUGUCCUUAAUGGACUGAGCGGGCAAAACAAGAGAGGAAUACGGAGGUGUGCUGCUGUACCUCGUGGUGGCGCUGUCAAUGAAUAAAAUUGGCCAUAAAUGCAGUGAACAUUCAGGGUGAGGCAGAAAGUACCAUGCCUCACUGUUAGGGGGCAGCGUUGAACCCCAAACACACAACAGCCCGAGUCAGUGUUGUGUAUAUAAAUAAUCAGGAUGUCUUAUCCUUCACCCCAUGACCGCACCCGUAAAGAAGACGAGGAUGACCCUGUUGAUCAGAUGAUAUCCCGUACUGGCUGUGCUGAGCUACAUUAUGCUGUGCAGGAGUGCAUGGCUGAACAUCAGGACUGGAGAGCCUGCCAGAAGCAGGUUCAGAGCUUCAAAGACUGCAUGACAAAUUUCCAAAACGCUCAGAAAGAACAGCGGAAAGCCCAAUCGCAGACCUCUAACAAGUCAACCAGUUGAACUCACAAAUCCAUGUGGUUUUGGAAUAAGUUCAAGAACUGUCUGUGAUACUUUUAAAACCAAACACUGUAGUAAAUGUCAUAAUUACCAAUGAAAAUAAACUUUGAAAUGUGACAUGG
Molecule: messenger RNA, 693 nt
Organism: Xiphophorus maculatus (southern platyfish)
Lineage: Eukaryota; Metazoa; Chordata; Actinopteri; Cyprinodontiformes; Poeciliidae
Gene: coa4
Product: cytochrome c oxidase assembly factor 4 homolog, mitochondrial
Exons: 4
Coding region: 326-574 (82 amino acids)
Biological process (GO): mitochondrial respiratory chain complex IV assembly
Cellular component (GO): mitochondrial intermembrane space
Source: RefSeq, a predicted model, not a curated record